AUGAGCAAGUCCGCACCCUCAGACAAAGACGCGGGGUUCAAGCGUGCAAACGAAAUCAGCAGCUCCAUGCUGGGCAUGCCAGGAUAUGCCGAUGACUCCAUGCUAUUCGUCGUCCGGUUUGCCAAUAAACUCAAGACUCGGCUCAGCCAGAGAGACCACGACCAGUUCUGGAAGUCCCUCGACGCCAUGACCAAGGCCAGCGCCAGGCCCGCUGAGGAAUUCGGUGGUGUCGAGGGCCGCGCCCAACACGUCUCGGAGCUGCGACAGGCCACCCUCGAGUCUGUCAAGGACUACCCGGACCUUGUCCAGGAGUUCGACCACUUCUGCAGCGUGUCGAGGGCGCAAUUCAAGAAGUAUAGGGGAGAGGCCCCCUCGGCUUCCUCCUCUUCAACACCAGCGACGUCGGAGACGAGCUGA
Clonostachys rhizophaga is the source of this 417-nucleotide messenger RNA. The record is from the annotation of a GenBank genome assembly. NCBI's taxonomy places the organism in Eukaryota, Fungi, Ascomycota, Sordariomycetes, Hypocreales, Bionectriaceae.